Molecule: messenger RNA, 1824 nt
Organism: Chanos chanos (milkfish)
Lineage: Eukaryota; Metazoa; Chordata; Actinopteri; Gonorynchiformes; Chanidae
Gene: pex5lb
Product: peroxisomal biogenesis factor 5-like b
Exons: 14
Coding region: 1-1824 (607 amino acids)
Biological process (GO): protein import into peroxisome matrix, docking
Cellular component (GO): cytosol; peroxisomal membrane
Molecular function (GO): protein binding
Source: RefSeq, a predicted model, not a curated record
AUGUACCAGGCACAUUCACAGGGGAAAGACCCUAGGGUUGUUGCCAUGGUGAUGAAGGAGCUACCAAGUAAGGCAUCCUCAGAAGGAAACCCCCUCUUCACCGUGACAACCAAGCUGGUGGCAAGUGAGCAACAAGAGAGUCGUCCUCUACUGAGUCCCUCCAUCGAUGACUUUCAGAGUGAGAGCAAGAGCGAUGGAGCCACGCAGCCAGUCACCUCCAACACAGCAGUCCUGUCUACAGCUCUGGACCUGGUGGACCUGAGUGAGCCGACGGAGAGGAGGUGGUGCUGGGAGAGACGCAGCCCGCUGAGUUCCCGCAGACACAGCUCCAAAAGCAGCCCCUGCAGGAAGAAGAAGACGGAUGAGACAGAGCUGAUCCUGGUGGACACGGACCAGUUGUCUCCCAGUGCGCUCAACCCAGAGAGAACCUCCCUGGAUUCAGUCAGCAUCUCCUCUCCCCUAGAGAAAUGGGAGGAGGUGAGCCUUCACCCUGAGAUCGCCGUGAAUGGAGGGAGAAAGUGGAGGUACAAGAAGAGGAGGUGCACCUCGCAUCACUCCUCUAGCGAGCUGCUCUGGUCUGCAGAGUUUAAAACUGAUCUGUCCUCUAAACAUGCCCUGGAGCUGAGUAUCAGUACUGGUUCUGACCCUGGUCCAGCAACACAGGUGUGGCAGCCCCAGAGGUUUGGGAGCAGCUCCCUCCUGUUGAGACAACACUCUCUGGAGGAGGAGUUUGUGCGAGCGAAGGCUGCUGUGGAGUCAGAUACAGAGUUCUGGGAUAAGAUGGAAGCAGAGUGGGAGGAGCUAGCUCGCAGAAACUGGCUGGAUGACACAGACAGCGAGGGGCUGGUUCCCCUUAAUUUCUCACCCAAUGAGAAGGGUUACCACUUUCACACUAACAACCCUUAUAAGGACUGGCCCAAUGCGUUUGAGGAGGGGUUGCAGAAGAGCCGAGAGGGGGAUCUGAACAGCGCAGUCCUGUUGCUGGAGGCGGCCAUCCUUCAGGACCCUCAAGACUCUGAGGCUUGGCAAGUUCUUGGGACCACGCAGGCAGAGAAUGAAAAUGAACAGGCUGCUAUUGUUUGCCUUCAGCGGUGUUUGGAGCUUCACCCCAAUAAUCUGACGGCUUUGAUGGCCCUGGCGGUCAGCCUGACGAACAUAGGUCUUCAGCAGGAUGCGUGUGAGGUUCUUCACCGCUGGAUCAGACAUAAUCCCAAAUACAGACAUCUCCUCCAGGACAGGAGCCCUCUAGACGGCUCACCCCUGCCCCACCGCAGGGGAUCUUCCAUCUCCCCCAUCUCCACGCUGGCAUGCUCUCAGCUGGUGGAGGUGUUGGAGCUGUAUCAGGAGGCAGCCCAGCUGAACACAGACACCGUGGAUCCUGACUUACAGACUGGCCUGGGCGUUCUCUUCAACCUCAGCUCUGAGUUUGACAAGGCAGUGGAAGCCUUCAAUGCAGCUCUGUCUGUACGACCAGAGGACUACUUGCUGUGGAACCGGCUGGGCGCCACGCUGGCUAACGGCGACCGCAGUGAGGAAGCGGUGGAGGCGUACACUAGAGCGCUGGAACUCCAGCCUGGCUUCAUCAGGUCACGCUACAACCUGGGCAUCAGCUGCAUCAACCUGGGAGCACACCGAGAGGCAGUGAGUAACUUCCUGACAGCACUGAACCAGCAGAGAAAGAGCAGGAGCCACCAGGUCAUGUCCAGCAACAUCUGGGCGGCGCUUCGUCUUGCUCUGUCGCUCAUGGACCAACCUGAGCUCUUCCAAGCAGCUAGUGUGGGGGAUCUGGACCUCCUUAUGAGAGCGUUCAACAUGGACAUGUGA